CCUUAAGUAGCCAUAGUUAGCCAGCAGAUGGCCAGCAGCUACAGCUGCAAUUUGCAGCUUGCAGCAGUGCUUGCAGUGCUUAAUCAAUCGAAGAGUGUUAAUGAAGUGAAAAGUAGUAUCCGUGGUGCUUUUAGCAGGCUGUCUUUCUCCUUAUUAUUCAUACAAACUCCACCUGACCUAAAUCUAUCUGUCUGACGUGCAUAUCACUCGCCGUCGUGCCAACGCUGAGUCUGCAUGGGUCAGUUUUUGUCAACAAUUUGUCUCUUUCUGAUCUUGCUACGUUCUUUAGAAAAUUACGAGACAAAAAUGAUGGGUCGCAAGGAUGCUGCUGCUAUGUAUGACAAUGAGAAGAAGCACUUCAGCAAUGUCAAAUACCAGCGCAUGCAGCGGACUGAUGAUGGCUUCGUAGAUAUCCAGUUUCAGAAAACUCUGUCGAGGAUUCCCAAGAAAGCCAUUGCACUUGCAACUUGCCUAUUCAUUGGUGGAUCUGCACUGAUUGUCUUGGCAUCAUUCAUUUUUGCUGGAUUUUUCGACCCAAAAUAUGAUGACAGCAGCUGGCCAGUCCUUGUUCUGGGAGCCCUUAUGUUCAUCCCCGGUGCUUAUCAUGUACGCAUUGCAUACUAUGCUUAUAAGAAGUAUCCAGGCUAUACAUUUGAUGACAUCCCAGAUUUUGAUUAGGUUCACUUUCGUUGUUUUGACUGGACCAAAAAUUUUGUGUGUUUCUCGUCAUAACACUUGAACCAUGUAGUCAUCCGCUAUUAUGUGCCGCUGUGGCAAGACAAAAGAUUUUUUUUUUAUCUUGUGGACAUUAUGUACAGUUCUUAAGGGUGUUGAAACAUGAAAUGAGGAUGAUUUGUGUCAUGAAGAAUGUGACUUAUCAUGGCUUCUGACAAGAAAUGCUGUGAAUGUAAACAUACUGUAAAGGCAAUAAAUGUUGCUGUCUACCA
Messenger RNA from Dermacentor albipictus, 947 nucleotides. RefSeq names its product transmembrane protein 230. Lineage: Eukaryota; Metazoa; Arthropoda; Arachnida; Ixodida; Ixodidae. The record is from RefSeq and is a predicted model, not a curated record. Gene Ontology annotation, cellular component: endomembrane system.